AUGUAUGGCCGUUAUACCAAAGAUUUAGGAGAAUUCGCUAAAGAUGAAGCCAGAAAGCUUAAACUACUCGAGAAGCGUCGAAAACAGGAAGACAAGCAAAGAAAUAAGGAACUAUUAGGUAAACGUUCAUCGCGUCUAUUGAAGGUUCUAUCAUGGGUGUGGAAGCAUACAUUUGCACGGCUAGGAGAAGAUUGGGUAUUUUUGGCAUUAUUAGGUGUAAUAAUGGCAUUUCUUUCAUUUAUCAUGGAUAAAGGCAUAUCAAUCUGUACAAAUGCACGUAUAUGGUUAUAUCGCGAUUUAACCUCACAACCACUCACACAAUAUUUUGCCUGGGUCUCGUUACCAGUUUGUUUAAUUUUAUUCUCAGCCGGAUUUGUACAUCUCAUAGCGCCACAAAGUAUAGGUUCCGGUAUACCUGAAAUGAAAACAAUUCUCCGCGGCGUUGCACUCAAAGAAUAUCUUACAUUUAAGACAUUAGUGGCCAAGGUUGUUGGUUUAACGGCAACUUUGGGCAGUGGUAUGCCAUUAGGAAAGGAAGGUCCUUUCGUUCAUAUAGCAAGUAUUGUAGCACAAUUAUUGAGUAAACUUGUCACAUCAUUCCAAGGCAUCUACGAAAAUGAGUCACGUAAUUCAGAAAUGUUGGCAGCAGCGUGCGCUGUCGGUGUGGGAUCAUGUUUCGCUGCACCCGUCGGUGGUGUACUAUUUAGCAUAGAGGUGACAACAACUUAUUUUGCUGUACGCAAUUACUGGCGUGGGUUUUUUGCCGCCGUUUGUGGUGCUACAGUAUUCAGACUGUUAGCGGUAUGGUUUCAAAAUGUUGAUACCGUACGUGCCUUAUUCUUAACAAAUUUUACAACGGAAUUUCCAUUCGACCCACAAGAGUUAGUUGUAUUCGCUUUAAUGGGAGUAGUUUGUGGGAUAGGCGGUGCAUCUUAUGUGUGGGUUCAUCGCAGAUAUGUAAUUUUCAUGCGCUCAAAUAAAAAAAUGAAUAAGUUCCUUCAGAAAAAUCGAUUUUUAUACCCAGGAUUUAUGGCUUUAUUAGUGUCCACAAUUUCAUUUCCUCUGGGUACUGGCCAAUUUAUUGCAGGAGAACUUAGUACUCACGAACAAGUGACCCAAUUAUUUAGUAAUUUCACUUGGUCCCGAGAUGAUUUAACAGUAGACCAAGCAGCUAUUGUCAUGCAUUGGGUCACAAAUUAUUCAAAUGUUUUCAUCAAUUUGGCUUGUUACGCACUUUUCACUUUUUUCUUUUCCAUUAUGGCUUCUACAAUACCAGUUCCAUCCGGUAGUUUUAUACCCGUAUUUAAAAUUGGUGCCAGUAUUGGUCGUUUAAUCGGUGAAACUAUUCAUUUAUGGUUUCCAAAUGGUGUAAGAUAUGGUGGAAGGAUUUCACCCAUAAUACCAGGUGGGUAUGCAGUAGUGGGCGCUGCUGCGUUUUCUGGCGCGGUUACCCACUCAGUUUCAGUUGCCGUCAUUGUAUUCGAAAUGACCGGACAGAUCACACAUGUAGUUCCUGUGAUGAUUGCAGUACUAGUAUCCAAUGCAGUUGCUGCAUUAUUGCAGCCUUCAAUGUACGACAGUAUUAUAUUAAUUAAGAAAUUACCGUAUUUACCCGAUUUAUUGCCAUCAUCGUCGGGAAUGUACAGUAUAUAUGUAGAAGAUUUUAUGGUACGCGACGUUAAAUAUAUAUGGCAUGGCAUUUCAUAUUUAAAACUUAAAGAGGUACUCAAAGCUAAUAAAACACUUCGUUCCUUACCACUAGUUGAUACUCCAGACAACAUGAUAUUACUUGGUUCAGUGCAACGUUAUGAACUUAUUAAGAUGAUUGAAAAGCAUAUAGGGCGAGAAAAACGAAUGGAAGUAGCACAAAAAUGGCAAAAGGAAGCUGAAGAGAGAGCAAGAGAGGAGGAAAAGAAAAAACUGGAAGUGGAGUUAAAAAUGCGUAGACCUUCACGAUUUGAAGUAUUGCCAGCACCAGAUAUUUUAAGCUUACGUCAAAUUGCUAACGACGAAAUGUUACCACCAAAAAAACGUCAAGAAACUUUAAAUAAUACAUUAGCACCUCGAAAAUCCAUUUUAAAAAAGACAAACUCCUUUAACUUAAAAGCAUUCACACCGACUGCACCUAGCCCAACCAUUACACCAUAUACCACUAUUCAUACAGGUACAGAAUAUCGGAUACGCUCAGCUUUUGAAGCUAUAUUUAAAAAAUCUUCAACGCUACAAGAUGUACAACCUGAUCCGGAAGCGGGUACAAUUACACCAAGUUUAAGUGUAAAUGAAGUACAAGUUCAACGUGCACCCAGUACACCUGGUAUUUCAAAGAAAGUUCAGCUACCACGUGAACGGGUUAUCGACAUGUCACCCGAAGAUCAGAAAAAAUGGGAAAUGGAAGAAAUGUUAAAACCUAUUGAUCUCGAAAAAGCAAAUAUACACAUCGAUCCAUCACCAUUUCAAUUGGUCGAACGUACUUCGAUACUUAAGGUGCACUCUUUAUUCUCCAUGGUGGGAAUAAAUCAUGCCUAUGUCACAAAAAUUGGUCGCCUUGUGGGUGUGGUUGGUCUGAAAGAGUUGCGCAAAGCAAUUGAAGACAUCAAUAGUAAUAAUUUUGUUGUACAAAACCAAAUUAAAGUUGAAGAAAAACCCAUAAUCGAGAAACCCUUGCUUCCCGACGCUACAAGUGACAAGCAAGUGAACACUACUGUUACUUCAAUGGAUUCGGCAUUAUCGAAUUCCGACAAUUGUUCUGAUAUUGAAAUGGAGAAUAUUAAGACUCAAACACAGCAACAAGAGCAGCCCCAAGCAACAAAUCAAAUUACUUGCGAAAGCAAUGAAACCAGUAAUAAGUACAGUAUAUAUGUAGAAGAUUUUAUGGUACGCGACGUUAAAUAUAUAUGGCAUGGCAUUUCAUAUUUAAAACUUAAAGAGGUACUCAAAGCUAAUAAAACACUUCGUUCCUUACCACUAGUUGAUACUCCAGACAACAUGAUAUUACUUGGUUCAGUGCAACGUUAUGAACUUAUUAAAAUGAUUGAAAAGCAUAUAGGGCGAGAAAAACGAAUGGAAGUAGCACAAAAAUGGCAAAAGGAAGCUGAAGAGAGAGCAAGAGAGGAGGAAAAGAAAAAACUGGAAGCGGAGUUAAAAAUGCGUAGACCUUCACGAUUUGAAGUAUUGCCAGCACCAGAUAUUUUAAGCUUACGUCAAAUUGCUAACGACGAAAUGUUACCACCAAAAAAACGUCAAGAAACUUUAAAUAAUACAUUAGCACCUCGAAAAUCCAUUUUAAAAAAGACAAACUCCUUUAACUUAAAAGCAUUCACACCGACUGCACCUAGCCCAACCAUUACACCAUAUACCACUAUUCAUACAGGUACAGAAUAUCGGAUACGCUCAGCUUUUGAAGCUAUAUUUAAAAAAUCUUCAACGCUACAAGAUGUACAACCUGAUCCGGAAGCGGGUACAAUUACACCAAGUUUAAGUGUAAAUGAAGUACAAGUUCAACGUGCACCCAGUACACCUGGUAUUUCAAAGAAAGUUCAGCUAUUUACGGAAAACUCGCUUGAGGAAAAUAUGAAAGGACCUCCCAACACACCGGAGAGCGUUAAGUCGAACAAAAUGGUCGACGAAGAUAUACUUACUAAUAUCGAUGAUAAAUUAACGAAUAACUUAAGUGAGGCGUCAAGGUUAAGAAAGACAAAAUCUGUAACAUUGCCACGUGAACGGGUUAUCGACAUGUCACCCGAAGAUCAGAAAAAAUGGGAAAUGGAAGAAAUGUUAAAACCUAUUGAUCUCGAAAAAGCAAAUAUACACAUCGAUCCAUCACCAUUUCAAUUAGUCGAACGUACUUCGAUACUUAAGGUGCACUCUUUAUUCUCCAUGGUGGGAAUAAAUCAUGCAUAUGUCACAAAAAUUGGUCGCCUUGUGGGUGUGGUUGGUCUGAAAGAGUUGCGCAAAGCAAUUGAAGACAUCAAUAGUAAUAAUUUUGUUGUACAAAACCAAAUUAAAGUUGAAGAAAAACCCAUAAUCGAGAAACCCUUGCUUCCCGACGCUACAAGUGAUAAGCAAGUGAACACUACUGUUACUUCAAUGGAUUCGGCAUUAUCGAAUUCCGACAAUUGUUCUGAUAUUGAAAUGGAGAAUAUUAAGACUCAAACACAGCAACAAGAGCAGCCCCAAGCAACAAAUCAAAUUACUUGCGAAAGCAAUGAAACCAGUAAUAAGUGAUCUAAUUGAUGCCAUAACUAUUUUAUUAUCGUAAACCACGAACCUCAUCCAAAGUUUAAUAUAAUAGCAUAGAUCAACUACUUUUAAUUAUUGUGUAUUCUGAAUUGUUA
Messenger RNA from Teleopsis dalmanni, 4334 nucleotides. Its product is annotated as chloride channel protein 2-like. Gene Ontology annotation, biological process: transmembrane transport; chloride transport. Gene Ontology annotation, molecular function: voltage-gated chloride channel activity. The record is from RefSeq and is a predicted model, not a curated record. Gene Ontology annotation, cellular component: membrane. Lineage: Eukaryota; Metazoa; Arthropoda; Insecta; Diptera; Diopsidae.